AUGUACGAGCAUGGGUUCUACUGUGGUCGAACGCUGCUAACUCGCUUCAUCGCAUAUCGGUAUGUUGACCAUCAGCUCCUUCACACGUCAUCUCUAUGUACUACCAUCUAUCAUGGCUCUAAAUUGUAUCCGAUCUCCGAAGAUUAUAUCCGAACAAUCGCCGAGACUUUUUGCAACCUGAGAGAGAAAAAAGUCCUUCACAACACGCAUUUGCCAGGACGCCAGCGCACCCAUGAUGCUAGUAUGCUAGCACCGACCCGUGUUCUCCGCGCAUCAUGGUCGUCCACGCUCCGACUGCCCAAAUCGAGCUUCCCCGCCCGCCCCCAGGCUGCCACGGCAGGUGAAUAUCUACGACGCUGUACCGACCAACACUACGCCUGGCAGCGUAGUGGCGAGCGCGAUACACAACUCGAGCAAUUUACACUUCACGAUGGACCACCAUAUGCGAAUGGGCCGCUGCACAUUGGCCACGCAUUGAACAAGAUCACCAAGGACAUCAUCUGUCGGUUCGAGGUGGGCCGGGGAAAAAAGGUGUCGUAUAUACCCGGGUGGGACUGUCAUGGUCUCCCCAUUGAGAUCAAGGCGCUUCAGGCGCAGAAGAAGGAUGCGUCGGAAAUAAGCCCUGUAAGCGUGCGGGAAGCGGCGCGCAAAUUGGCGACCAGAACGAUCGAGCAGCAAAAAGAGGGGUUCAAGGAAUGGGCUGUCAUGGGUGAUUGGGACAAUGCCUACAAGACCAUGGAGCGUGGGUUCGAGAUCAGGCAGCUCGAGGUGUUCAAGACCAUGUUCGAGAAGGGCUUGAUAUAUAGGCAGUUUAAGCCAGUGUAUUGGAGUCCGAGUUCGAGGACUGCUCUUGCGGAGGCAGAGCUAGAAUAUGAUGAGGGACACAAGAGCAUGGCGGCCUAUGUGCGAUACCCCGUACAGGUGAAUCAGGACAAAAAGGUAUUGGGAGAGCUAGGGGGAAAGGAGGUCAAUCUAGUCAUAUGGACCACUACACCAUGGACUCUGCCCGCAAACAAGGCCAUUGCAGUGCACGCAGACAUGAUGUACACUAUUGUACGAGACACAGGCAAAGGCGGCGAAUUGUCUAUUCUUGCGACUUCACGGAUAGUCGACUAUGAGAAGGUCCUGGGUCGGGAGUUGGAAAGAAUGUCGGCCGAGAUCCCUGGAUCAGCGCUUGCUGCCAAUCUCCAGUACGAGAAUCCUUUCCAAAAAGCUAAUGGACUUCAACCUGUUAUCCAUGCGGAUUUCGUCACAGACUCUUCGGGUACCGGCCUUGUACAUAUUGCCCCUGGGCAUGGUAUGGAAGACUAUCAAGUUUGCAACACUCUUAAUAUCCCUGCUUUUGCGCCUGUCGAUGAUGCUGGCGCUUUUACAAAAGAGGCUUUCCCAGCCCAGCCUGAACUCCUCGAAUGCUUGUUGGUUGCCGACACUAAGAAUUCUGGAAGCAACGCGGUGUGCAACUACCUUGAGAAGCAAGACCUUCUUCGCGGUCGACAGACAUAUCGACACAAGUACCCCAUUGACUGGAGGACAAAGGAGCCAGUCAUUACUAGAGCCACGGCACAGUGGUUUGCCAAUGUCGAGAGCAUCAAGGAAGCAUCCCUCAAGGCGAUUAGAGACGUCAAGUUCCUCCCAGAAACUGGCCGAAGUCGCCUAGAAAGUUUUAUCCAAGGACGAAGCCAAUGGUGCAUUUCAAGGCAACGCGCGUGGGGCGUACCCAUACCUGCUCUUUAUAAGCUAGUGGAUGGUAACUUGGAGGCCGUUAUGGACUCUGAGACUAUUGCACACAUCAUCAACGUCAUUGAAGAGCGUGGUAUAAACGCUUGGUGGACUGAUGCUCCUGAAGAGACGGCCUGGAUACCUGCGCACCUAAGUGGCAGCUAUGUUCGAGGUAAAGAUACCAUGGACGUUUGGUUCGAUAGCGGCACGAGCUGGACUCUGCUUCCAGAGCAGGAAGAGCAGCCGGUUGCCGAUGUCUAUCUUGAAGGCACCGAUCAACACCGCGGCUGGUUCCAGUCCUCACUACUCACCCACAUCGCUACCCAAGCCUACGAGACCGAGACGGUCAAACCACCAUACAAGACACUGAUUACGCACGGCUUCACGCUGGACUCGGAUGGCCGCAAGAUGAGCAAGUCGAUAGGCAACACCAUCUCCCCGGCUCAGAUCAUGACGGGUGAACUCCUCCCGCCCCUCAAGAAAAAGAAGCAGAAGACCAAGAAUGCAAACAUAAAGGUGCAAUCGGAAGCUCCUCCCACAUACGACAGCAUGGGGGCUGAUGCACUCCGCCUCUGGGUGGCGAGCAGCGACUACACUCGCGACGUUGUCAUCGGCCAACCCGUGCUCAUGUCUGUGAAUCAAGCUCUCCACAAAUAUCGUGUGACUUUCAAGUGGCUCCUUGGCAUAUUCUCCUUGCCGUCUUGCCCACCGACCUUUAGAUCCUUCAACGACCUUGUCCCCCAGCCCCCAGGCCCGCACGACUUUAGCGAACUCGCGGAUAGACUGGCCAUGCACCGUCUAGUUGAAGUCAGCAACGAAGUCCACAACCACUUUGCAGGCUACGAGUUCUUCCGCGGCGUGGGCGUCAUCAAUAAGUACAUUUCCACCGACCUCUCCGCCUUCUACUUCGAGACGCUCAAGGACAGGGUGUACACGGGCGACAAGGCCGAUUGCGAGACCCUCCAACGCGCACUCGGCCUCAUCUUCUACGAGCUACUAAAGAUGCUCGCACCCAUCUGUCCGCUCCUCGUCGAAGAAGUCUGGGACCACGUCCCCGCUGCCCUGAGGCAGUCGAGCACCCAUCCCGCGCGUGCCCUCUGGCGCGCCCUCGAACCCCGUGCCGAACCCAAGACGGCGCUGGAUUCCCUGCGCACACAGGUCCUCGCCGAGCUCGAUGCAGCCAUCAAGACGUCGCAGGAGCGACUCCGCGCGCACAAGAAGAUUGGUUCGAGCCUUGAGUCGGCAGUCACCGUCUUCAUGUCCGACGCACAGGCGGAUUCCCUAACCACGUGGUUCGAGGCCUGCAUGUCCUGCGGGCCAGAAGAUGUACCUGCUACACAACAACAACAGCAGCAGCAGCAGCUACUUCACACCCAACUCGCCAGCAUCUUUGUCGUGAGCGAGGUGGACAUCAAGCGCGCAGACGCUGGGGCUGCGGAACAGGCGGUGCAACAGAUGAGGAGCGAGAUGGCGUGGUGUGAGGAGGCGGUUGUGCAGCAUCACGGGCUCGCGGGCGCGAGGGUGGUGGUGCAUCCGCCGCGUAGGGAAAAGUGUCCGCGCUGUUGGCGGUUUGUGCGCGAGGAGGCGGAUGUGGUGUGUCGUCGAUGUGAGGAUGUGGUUGUGAGCGAGGGUGGGGAUGGGGGGGUUGGUGUUGGGCAAUAUGUGUAG
Plenodomus lingam JN3 is the source of this 3387-nucleotide messenger RNA. The record is from RefSeq and is a predicted model, not a curated record. Lineage: Eukaryota; Fungi; Ascomycota; Dothideomycetes; Pleosporales; Leptosphaeriaceae.